UUAAGGCAAUGAUAUCUCUUACAACUUAUAGUAGUCAGCACAAGUCAAAAGCAGAGAAAAAGAAACAAAGCAAGAUUCAAAAAACAGCUCCUCUGCGACACUUCGAGUUCCCUCUCCUUUUUCGCUCCGGUCUUCGUCAUGGCGGAAUCUCAAUUCCCUAACUCUUAUCUCGAACACUCCAAAUUCCUAGGCCCAAAUUCUUGGCCUUGCAGUUUCUCAAACUACGAAGAAAAUCCCAAAAGUAACAUGAAUACUGAAUACGAAAAUGUACACGAAGAUGAAUUCGAUUCGGCACUGUGCCUUUCGGGUUCAAGAUUGAUUAAAUCUGGUUACAUAAGCUCCCAAAACACAGACAAUGCUGUAAUGUUUUUAAAUGCUGGAGGUGGGACUGUAAAGAAAGAAGGAACGUGCACAAUCGAUGUUUGUGGUGAUAGCUUUUUCGAAGGAGGGGAUGUCUUGAGAACCGGUGAAAGCAUAAAUGAUGGCGGUGACAUGCCAUCGAUUUAUCAAUCAGCACGUUUUGGAAACUUCACUUAUCGCUUCAACGAUUUUUCCCCGGGUGACUAUUUGGUUGAUCUUCAUUUCGCAGAAAUAGUAAACACCAACGGUCCUAAAGGAAUGAGAGUUUUUGAUGUUUUCAUUCAAGGAGACAAGGUAUUGUCUGAACUUGAUAUAUACUCUAUUGUUGGAGCAAACAAGCCGUUACAAGUGGUGGAUAUUAGAGUUUCAGUGGGAGAGGACAGGGUGAUCGUUAUAAAGUUUGAAAGAGUUUGUGGAAGCCCAAUAGUUAAUGGGAUUUGCAUAAAACGGGCAACAGAAUUACCUGUAGAUAAAGCAUCUCAAGUGAAAUGCGAUAAUUUAGUAUGCAACAAUUGCGCUGCUGAAAUGGAAAUUUCAUCACCUCAGAAGAAACAUAUGAGGAUGAAAUUUACAGCAAAGUAUGAAAAGAAGAUACAAGAGCUGAAGAAUCUGUGCCAGCUGAAGACAGAUGAAUGCUAUGAGGCUUGGAUGUCAUUAACAGCUACAAAUGAGCAACUAGAGAAGGUCAGGAUGCAACUUGACAACAAGUUCUUCCAAAAUACGUAUUUAGAUCAAACCUUGGAAAGACAAACUGCAAAACUGAAGGAUGUUUCUACUAAAUAUAAAUGUGAUAAGAGAUUUUGGAUUGCUUCAAUCAACGAGUUGGAGAGAAAAAUAAAGACCAUGAAGGAAGAGCAUUCUCAUCUCUCUAAUAAGGCUCAUGAGUGUGCUGAUUCAAUUCCACAAUUAAACAAGAUGAUAUUUGCAGUUCAAGCAUUGGUUGCACAGUGUGAAGAUUUAAAAUUGAAGUUCAAUGAAGAGCAGGCAGUGAGGAGAAAGCUGCAUAACCAGCUAGAGGAAGCAAAAGGAAACAUUAGAGUGUUCUGUAGGUGCCGUCCAUUAAGUAAGGGGGAGGCGUCAGCUGGGUAUGCAACAGUUGUAGAUUUUACUGCAGCUAAGGAUGGAGAUAUAGGGAUACUUACAGGCAGCUCCGCGAGGAAAAAUUUCAAAUUUGAUCGAGUUUAUACACCUAAGGAUGAUCAAGUUGAUGUGUUUGCAGAUGCUUCCCCUAUGGUAACGUCAGUGUUAGAUGGCUACAAUGUUUGUAUAUUUGCAUAUGGGCAGACAGGGACAGGGAAGACUUUUACCAUGGAAGGUACAGAGCAAAAUCGAGGAGUGAACUAUAGGACAUUAGAGCAGUUGUUUGAAAUUGUUGACGAGCGGAAAGAAACUUAUACAUACGGUAUAUUUGUUAGUGUGCUUGAAGUCUACAAUGAGCAAAUUAGAGACUUGCUUGCAACUGCACCAACAUCGAAAAAGCUGGAGAUAAGGCAGGCUUCAGAGGGGUUCCAUCAUGUGCCUGGGAUAGUGGAAGCCAAAGUUGAAAAUAUUAAGGAGGUUUGGAAUGUACUGCAGGCUGGAAACGGUGCAAGAGCUGUAGGGUCAAACAAUGUGAAUGAGCAUAGUAGCCGAUCUCAUUGCAUGCUCUGCAUAUUGGUAAGAGCAAAGAAUUUGAUCAGUGGUGAAUGCACCAAGAGCAAGCUAUGGCUUGUGGAUUUGGCCGGUAGUGAAAGGCUAGCAAAAACUGAUGUGCAAGGAGAACGGCUCAAGGAAGCCCAAAACAUCAACAGAUCACUUUCCGCUUUAGGAGAUGUGAUUUCUGCUUUGGCAACCAAAAGCAUCCACAUCCCAUAUAGGAAUUCCAAGCUCACACAUCUACUCCAAGAUUCCUUAGGGGGUGACUCUAAAACCUUGAUGUUUGUACAAAUCAGCCCUUCAGAGCAGGACUUAGGUGAGACCCUAAGUUCUUUAAAUUUUGCAAGUCGGGUUCGAGGGGUUGAGUUGGGUCCGGUAAAGAAGCAGGUUGACACUGCUGAGCUUCAAAAGUUGAAACAAAUGCUUGAUAAAGCAAAGCAAGAAUUGAGAUUAAAAGACGAAGCUCUAAGAAAGUCAGAAGAGAACUAUCACAACUUAGAGGGUAAAGCCAAAGGUAGGGAUCAGCUUUGCAAAAUCCAAGAAGAAAAGCUCAAUGAGCUUGAGGACCAACUUGCAUCCAAGACAGAGUUAUGUAGACAACUAGAGAGGCAGUUGUUGCAACUUUCAGAAAGAAUGAUGGAGAAGGAAGAAAUUUGCUCCAAUUUUCAGCUGAAGGUUGAGGUGGCUGAGAACAAACUGAAAGAGCGUGAGCAGACAGUGUCCUUGACUCUACAGCGCAAGGUCAAGGAGCUUGAGGGCAUAUUGAAAGAGAGAACACGGGAGUUUGAGCUUCAUUCAGGGAUGCUACAGCAAAAGGUUAAAGAACUUGAAAACAAGCUGAAAAUGGAGGGAGAAAGUGGAGGAUCUCUAUUGCAUCAACAAAAGGUUAAUGAACUCGAACAAAAGUUAAGACAACACCAGGAAGAGCCUAUGCGGCCAGUACAUUCUGCAGAGAAGUUACUAGGCACACCUAUCGCAACACCAAGAACAGAAACCAUAUCUGGCAUGGAUCCUCCAAGUCUAAGGAGCUUAAACUGUAAUAGCAGAACGACGAAUAUGGGGUCUGACUUAUUGAAAGGUACUGAUUCCCUUCGAGAGUUGAGGAGAAAAAAGCAGGUACAGAGCAAAGGGACCGAGAACAAUCUUUUACUAUCAUCUUCUCUGCUUGACAAGAAGACGUUAUCAGCUGAGUCAAAUAAGACGAGGCAAAUUGACACAUCUCGAGCAUUAGCUAGGAUUACAAGGAGUACAAAGUCAGUCAAUACUGUUGGAAAAGCCUUGUCCAGCUACAAAAUCAACCGAGAUCAGGUUACAGGACUUAGAGAGAGCAGCAGCAAGUUGAAGAUGUGGUUAAGAUGAUAGGGGAGUGGAUGUGAUGUUUAUAUUGUGUUAGCCUUCGUUCUCUCCCUCCCAAGGAUCUUAUCUUACACUAAUGUAUAAUCAAGUACUAAGUUUACCUCAUUGUUACCAUUUUUUGUUUAAAUUAAAGUUUGGCCCAAAACAAAAAAAUUCAUGCCAAGUUUUCCUCAAUUUUCUUGAAGGCAUAACAGUAAAAGUGAGUAAACAUAAGUAUACAAUCUA
Molecule: messenger RNA, 3576 nt
Organism: Theobroma cacao (cacao)
Lineage: Eukaryota; Viridiplantae; Streptophyta; Magnoliopsida; Malvales; Malvaceae
Product: kinesin-like protein KIN-14R
Biological process (GO): microtubule-based movement
Cellular component (GO): microtubule cytoskeleton
Molecular function (GO): ATP binding; microtubule motor activity; microtubule binding
Source: RefSeq, a predicted model, not a curated record